AUGUGUGGUCGCUAUGCACUGGCACUGCGCCCGUCACAGGUGAGGCAGAUGAUGGAGGAUGAUGACAUGCCCGUGGCGUAUGCCCCGGAUGACGAUGGCCCCGGCGCGCCUCGGCAGUCGUACAACUUUGCCCCGGGGUACCACGGCAUCGUCUAUCGCGCCGACACGCCGGAUUGGGGCACCGGUCCCGCACCCCGCUCACAUGCCAGGGCCGAUGACGCCGCCGCGGAGGAGUCCACCGACAAGGAAAAGGAGGUUUCUGCCUCUGACGCAGCGGUGGCACCUGUCCACGUCCAGUACAAGCUUCAGUCGAUGAAAUGGGGCCUCAUUCCCUUCUGGACCAAGCGCAACCCAGACUACUCGACCAUGAUGCGCACCAUCAACUGCCGCGACGACUCCCUCAGCACCCCGGGCGGCAUGUGGGCCAGCAUGAAGGCCCGCAAGCGCUGCAUCGUCAUCGCGCAGGGCUUCUUCGAGUGGCUCAAGACCGGCCCCAAGGACAAGCUGCCACACUACGUGAAGCGCAAGGACGGCCAUCUCAUGUGCCUUGCCGGCCUGUGGGACUGUGUCCAGUACGACGGCUCCGACGAAAAGCUGUACACGUACACCAUCAUCACCACCGACUCCAACAAGCAGCUCAAGUUCCUGCACGACCGCAUGCCCGUCAUGUUCGACCCAGGCUCUGACAAGAUCAAGCAGUGGCUGGACCCGAGCAAGCACGAGUGGGAUCGCCAGCUGCAGUCGUUGCUCAAGCCCUUUGACGGGCAGCUCGAGGUGUACCCGGUGAGCAAGGACGUGGGCAAGGUGGGCAACAACUCGCCCUCCUUCAUCAUCCCCCUAAACAGCAAAGAGAACAAAUCCAACAUUGCAAACUUCUUUGCCAACGCAUCGCAAAAGGGCGGAGCGAAGGGCGGCGAAAAGACUACCGCUUCGACAAAGGACGCGAAGACAGAAACGGAGAAGCAAGGCCCCUUUACGGCCGUCAAGGAAGAGGCACCAGAAUCGAGCCCCGCAGAGAAGCGCAAGGCCGUUCCGUCCGUAGGGGACAGCCCCCCAGCCAAAAAGACGGCCACGGAAAGGAAGAAGAUCAGCGCGACGCAGAACGAGCGGAGGAGCCCGGUCAAGUCCAAGGCGCCAGGAUCUCAGAAGAUUACCAAGUUCUUCGGCAACAGCGCAUAA
This is a messenger RNA of Purpureocillium takamizusanense, 1179 nucleotides long. RefSeq lists its product as uncharacterized. The record is from RefSeq and is a predicted model, not a curated record. The coding region runs from base 1 to 1179 and encodes 392 amino acids. The transcript has 3 exons. Gene Ontology annotation, biological process: DNA damage response. Lineage: Eukaryota; Fungi; Ascomycota; Sordariomycetes; Hypocreales; Ophiocordycipitaceae. Gene Ontology annotation, molecular function: single-stranded DNA binding.